Molecule: messenger RNA, 7666 nt
Organism: Acipenser ruthenus (sterlet)
Lineage: Eukaryota; Metazoa; Chordata; Actinopteri; Acipenseriformes; Acipenseridae
Product: glycerophosphodiester phosphodiesterase domain-containing protein 5
Exons: 16
Coding region: 3820-5640 (606 amino acids)
Biological process (GO): lipid metabolic process
Cellular component (GO): membrane
Molecular function (GO): glycerophosphodiester phosphodiesterase activity
Source: RefSeq, a predicted model, not a curated record
CCGAUGUAAUUAUGGGCAGCAACUUUUGGUAUUUAAUCCAUGAAGUACACUAUUUUAACAUUUUAAUCUACGAGUACUGUAAAAUAUCAUUUUCUUUUUAAUAUGUCCGGUGGUUCCGAUUUCUUAUGUAAUGCCAGACCGCAUAGACUCUAAUAUUACAUUUUAUUUUAUUUUAAUACAUGUGGAAUGCUUUGGAUAGAUCGAACAUAAUAUUUCUGUAUGUGUGUGUGUGUGUGUCACACUUACAUUUUACAGGGUAUAUGGAGGGACACUGGCUGCCUUUAUGUAAACUAACAUUUUUACACACAGUGUAGAUAUUGAUCAUAGUGAACUUUUUCAUUUGUCUACAUUUUAUUUCGAAUUUACAGCCGUCAUGCUUGUAGUACUUGCAGCUUAGAACACUAAACUGCAGUUUCCAGAUUCUUAAUGUAAAUCAAGCUUCUGUAACAGUUAAGAUAUUUAAAUGACGAUUGUUUUCAGUGUAUCUUGUGAUAAGCAGCAAUGAAUAACAGUAAAAGCAAGCCAGCUUUAGUACAAAGAUUCAUUGUUUUUGUUUUUUCAGGAGACUAAACCGUUUCCACAAGGGAACAAGUGCAUAAUCCAUUUUAUAAUACACAGGCAACCUAUGUACUGGUUGGUUUGUGUUUGCUUAUGCCACAUGAUUGCUUUCCUUUUUCAUAAUCUCUACUGCAUAUCACCUUGUGUCUCUUAAUAAUGGUGUUAGUAGGUUGUUUUACAAACAAGUUUGACUGUUAAGAGCUAAGCUGGUGAAUAAUGCUGAUCUGAAUACUUUUUUUGUUGCCAUAAACCCUGGUUAAAUGUGACCUUAAGCUAUGGCCAAAACAUUUGCAUUACCCUAUUAACAAAUUUAGCUUCAUGAAGUUAAAUACUUAAAUAUAUACUAUGGGCUUAAUAUGAGACCGCUGUGAGCCAUAUUAUAACUGUUCUAGUUCAAUUACUGCUUUUCUGUCUCCAAAGAUCCCCUUACACAAGUUUGUUAAUGAAGAGCAGUACCAUCAUUAACUAUGAGUAAGAGGCUUUACUCUUCAAUCCUGCCUUUGGAACACAGUCCAUAACACUGCCAAGUGUAAUAGUGUUCAGUGUUCAUUAUUAUUUGUUUAUUUAGCAGACGCCUUUAUCCAAGGCAACUUACAGAGACUAGGGUGUGUGAACUAUGCAUCAGCUGCAGAGUCACUUACAACUACGUCUCACCCAAAAGACAGAGCACAAGGAGGUUAAGUGACUUGCUCAGGGUCACACAGUGAGUCAGUGUCUGAGGUGGGAUUUGAACCACACAGCCUCCUAUCAUGCCUGAAUCCGUUCAUGUUGAGCAUCAUUGUACAGAACUGAAAAGUAUUUCCUCCAGGCUAGAACUGUACAAACCUGUUGUGAAGUAGAAACCUACGCCCAGGAUUGGAAAUCAAGUUAGAUGAUGUAGGGAUAUAAAUAGAGAAAACAAUGCUUCUGAUGACUGAUCUAAAUGAAGCUGCCUACAGAGGGAGGACCAUCAAAGAACAAGAUUUGGGGCAGUGAGUGGACACAGUGAAAUACUCUUUUUAUUGCCUCCCCCAUGUCCACAUCUACUGACAAUAUAUAGGAUUACAGUUGGAGAAACACACAGAUCUAGUGGCUGUCCUCCUCAGGAAGUCUAUGUGCGUUUUGGUCGGUGCUAUCAUUUCUACACCGGGACCACAAUAGCGUGCAAGAAUAAAAAACUAAGUUGCAUGUGGCAGUGUAGCAUGUGCUCUGCAGGGUAAAGUGAUCCCCAGAGCCCUAUCUAAAGCGUUUUGCACACAAAAGAACAGCAAACGAAAAAGGAAUGAAAGAAGCCAGAUUGUAAUCAAAGCACAGUUUUUGUUUGUCUGUUUGUCAAGAUUAGCAAGUAGAAUAUAUGAUAGCCUAUGUUAUUAUAUUAUCUGCCUGUUGUCCUGGGCUUCUUUCACCAUAUACUCCUAUACGUAGCCUUCAAUCUUUAGACUCUGGCCUACUAUCAGUAUCUAGAACUAAGCAGAGUUCUUUUGGUGACCGAGCGUUUUCCUGUAUAGCACCUAGGCUGUGGAAUGACCUUCCGAGGGUCAUAAGGGACAGUGAUACUGUUAGUAUUUUUAAAUCUAAACUGAAAAUCCGCUUUUAUACUUUGGCUUUUAUUGUCUGACCUGUGUUGUGUGUAGUUAUUGUUUUUCUUGUUUUAUUGGACAUUAUGUCGUCAUUUAUUUAUUUAUUUAUUUAUUUAUUUAUUUAUUUAUUAUAUAAAGUAAAUGUCAUUGUUUAAAUUGCUUUUCUAUUCUUGUGAAGCGCCUUGAGAUGUGCACAUGUAAAGAUUAUUAUUACUAUCAAUGCCCCUUAUUCUGCCUUGUUGGGGAUGCAAGGCCCUGGUGACAGGGAUAGUGUCACUUGGUUUGUUUUUUGCAAAAAAUUCUAUUCAGUCUCAUUGGCCUAUUUUAUUUAAAUACAACCUUUUUGUUAAUUCUGGAGCUUCUCUCUCCAGUAUCAACCCUUUAAAUAAAUAGAAUAAAGAAAGAUAAGGGUUUGGUAACAAAGUAAAUAUUACCAAGAUUAGAUAUAAUUCUUAUUGGAUUGGACAUAUUGAUCUCCCAAUAUACCAUGAAAUAAGGAAAUGAUGAAAAAAUAAAAAUGCAGUACAAGGCGUGCACGUUAAUGUUGCUGGCAACAUUCUUUAUUAUUCCUGCAAAUGAAGAGGAAACAUCCAACCCUGUACUUUAUUAACCUGGCAAAUUCAAGAUUUAUUAUUUUUUUGCAUGACAUUGCUGAUAAUUAAUUCACUCGUGUAUUUUCAGCCAACUUCCAUCGUAACUAUUUCAACCCUUUCGUGCAUGAAAUAUUAGCUGAAAAAAAAUCGCUCUGGACACAUAACAAAUAUAUUUUUCAUUGACUUUUUUUUCCAUUGGUUUAUAUGGGGGGAAAAAUGUCUAUGUUGCAUUUGCGUCUUCCAUAUGUCCCUCUUCCAGAUGUCCCCAUAUAAAGUUUUUUACCUGAAGGGGUUGCAAUGGGGACAGGUUACACUGUGGUGUACUAACUGUACAUAGAGAGUGAAGCCAUGUUUGAGAGCUGAUAGUUUGUAUCAGAUGGAAAUAACGUCACAUUAAGAUUAACUAUACUGUUUAAUUAUUCUUAUUUAAAUAUAAAUUAUAUUAUAAAAAAAAAAAACAGUAGGGUGCUGGGUAAGAUACAAGCCUUUUGUCAUCUGUUGAGGUCUGGUAGGCCAGCACUGUAAGCCCACUUGUGGGUAUCAGCUGGUAUCCAAAUUGUCCUCGAUUCCCUUUGCUUCAGAUCAGCUUGCCUCACUCUGACACUAGAGAGCAAGGGCCAAGCCAGGGAAAGACCACUAUUUUUACACUAAUCUGUCACCCUAAUCGUGUCUAAAUGGUUUAGGCAAGGCAGGAAGGAAGGCAAGGGUUUUUUUUCUGCAAUUUUAAUCUCUCUUCAUGUCAGACUGCUUCAAUGAAACCAAACAGAGUAAGUUGUCUCUCCUUGGUUGCUUCGUACACCUUUUUAUCCCUUCGUCACCCUCAAUCCCACGGUACAGAUGCCAGUUCUGCCCUAGCCAUGGCAUUCUGAGACCCCACACAUUUUUCAUGCAAGUCAAGCCUGCGUCAGACUCAGAAGAGGCAGACAGUGGAAGGCUAUACUAGUAGAGAAACAGUUGAAGAAUAGCAGUGCUCUGUUCUUCAGAGGGCCUUCGCUGACAAAACCUCCCAGCAAAAACCUGUGUGGUAUCCAUGACAUCAGUGUGAUCGUGUUGUCCCCUGUGUCUUUUAACCCAUUUACCCGGUGAGGAUGGUUUGACCAGGCUAAUCGAUGGGCAGAUCUCCUAGCACCCUGACCAAGCUGAAACUGGGCAAGCUGAAGGUCGUGCGGCGGCAGUUAUUGCAGCGCUAUGAGCACCAGCCCUUCAUCUCCUGCCUGGCCGGCCUCUAUGGCUGCCAGUGGAAGAGGUACCAGAGGGCAAGAGUCCAGCCUGGAGAGUGCUGCUGCAACAAGCUGGAGUGCAGCAGUUUUGGAAUCCUGAUAGUUACGUUUUGCCUUUCUUUGGUGUUUUUAUAUUUCUGGAGUGAAGCACAGAACGACUACAAUGAUUUUGACUGGUUUAACUAUGACAAAUUGGGCUAUUGGUUCCCUUGGUCGGUGGUAUUGCUCGUUGUAGCAGCAGUGUUAUUCACCUAUGUUGCUCUGUUGCUGGUACUAGCGGUCUUUUUACUGUCAGAAGGCCAGCGCUUGUAUUUGCAUUGGAGCCACAAGAUUGGCAUUCUGGUGACACUAGUGUUCUCCAUAGUGGCCAUUACAGUUUUAUCAGACUUGUGGAGUAAAGAAUGGACAACUCUUCUGCUUUCUUUCCAGGUGACUGCACCGUACCUACACUUGGGUGGAGUGACUGCAGUGACAGUGCUGUCCUGGCCAAUCGCCUUACACUUCUGUAGAAUGAAUAAGAAAGUCCGCCAGGUGCUGAUUAUGGGGGUGUAUCUGAUGGUCCUCUUUACCCUCUACCUGGUGCCCCUGGGCAUGUACUCCCCCUGCAUCAAAGAAAAGGGAACCCUGGGACCACCGCCAGCCCUCAUUGGGCACAGAGGAGCACCAAUGCUUGCACCAGAAAAUACGAAAAUGUCCUUUGCGAAAGCCAUUGAAUUUGGAGGAGAAGGUUUGGAGACUGACGUCACCAUCAGUUACGAUGGAGUGCCGUUCCUGAUGCACGACCAGAAUCUGAAGAGAACCACUAAUGUCCACAAGGUGUUUCCAAACAGGACGAGGGAGCCGGCCUCCAUGUUCACCUUGGGAGAACUGGAGACACUCAAUGCUGGGGAGUGGUUCAUUUCUGGCGACCCCUUUGGAAUGAAAGCCUCACUCACUGUCAAGGACCGAGUGAGUGCGAAGAACCAGUCCAUUAUGAACCUGAGUGACUUCCUUAACCUGGCUGCCACCCACCGCAAGCUGGUGAUGUUCAAUCUGUGCCGGCCUCCCCAACACCAUCCCUACAGAGACUCCUGGAUCAACAGGACCCUGGAGGUCAUCCGCAAUGAGUCCAGCAUUGACCCCAGUCUGGUUCUGUGGCUACCCAAUGUGGAAAGGUCCCUGGUUCAGGAUCUCAUUCCUGGGAUGCAGCAGACAUCUGAAGAACAGGCCUCCAUUGAGAAACUGCAAGAGAACAAUAUAGUCAAGCUGAACCUCCACUACAGUCAAAUGUCUGCCAAACAAAUCCGUAAAUAUGCUGCUGCCAAUAUCACCACAAACCUGUAUGUGAUUAGUCAGCCCUGGCUGUAUUCUUUAGCCUGGUGUGCAGGCGCUCACUCUGUCACCACCAAUGCAGUUCAGAUCCUGAAGAACCUAAGUCGACCAUUGUUUCUUAUGACUCCUCAUGAAUACAAACUGAUGUGGAUUCUGUCAGACGUGGUGUCUGCAGUGCUCAUUGUAGUUGUAUUUGUAUUCCAUUGGUGGAGAGAGAGGGGUCUACCUUGCUUUUCAGGCAGUAGACAAACUCAUGAAAAUGGUCCAUACAGCAAGUUUAGGACUGAGCUCAGCGAUGUGUGGUCCAUCUCCAGCGUCGAUGUCCCUGGUGAGGUCCGGAGCUUCCACACCACCCCAAACCUGUCCACCAUCUCUGAGGUCUACGAGCCCCCAGUCUGAGACCACUAGCCUGCCCAAGACCAUCGGAACAGGACCGAAGUGUCCACACGUAGAGAGGCAGGGGAACGCAACUUCAAACCCAACAGCAGGGUUUAGAUUCACCCCAAAACAACCUCAUUCCCAUGCUUCUCCACAUCACCUGCUUCUUGAGGACAGCCUGGCUUUUGGGGACCUAUCAAUAGACAAUUUGUGACUUCUUUGGGCCUUGCAAAGCUGGUCAGCUGCGAUGUGGGAUGGGAGGGUCAUUUUUAUCCUCCUUCAUCCCAGUGUGCAAUUACAUGGAUGCUCGAAUUCUCAUUAUAAAUCACCUGUGGUAGGUUUUUAGGUGCAGGGACCUAGAAUCUAUUUAUAUGGAGAUGUUUUCUAGGUCACAGUACCUGAAAAACCUGUGUGUGAUUUAUUGGGAGUGAAGAGGAUACGUAUAUGUAUUCACAGCAGCUGAUAUUUAAGGCUGUAGCUACUUGCCAGUGAAUGCAGCCCUCAUAUCUAAAGAUUUGUAUGCAGGAUCUUGUUUCUAGGGAUAUCCUGCCCAAUGUAUAGGAGAAGCAGAAUUGGAAUUCUUCUUUUAAAAUAGUCCCAUUGAAUCUUUAGUGUCCACAGCGUAUACAAGACCUAAUUUAAUGUCUAAUCCAAAAGAAAGACCUUCCACAGCACAGCCCCUCCUUUUAAUACUAUGAGUUUGUUUUUAACCCAGAAGCCUCCAGCACAACUAACUCCAGCUCCCAUCUGAAAUCUGACAAGUCUAGGUGGUAUGACUUAAGGCAAAAUCAUAAUGAAAACAUGGAAAGCAAGGCUAGGAAAAUAAAAUAAUACGCAGCAUACCAUUAUACAAUAUUCUAUAACAAUGUCAAUACUGGGGUUCCCCAAUGAUAGAUAUGUAUGUUUUCAGGCAAAUACACUAUUAUACUGUUUUUUGUUUUUUUUUCUUAAGGGACAAAUUAAGUUUGCACAAAUUAAAAAGUAUUUAAUAUGUGAGACUUUCAUAAGAUUAGUGAGACAGUUUCUGAGGUCAUGUCCCUUUCAUAAGAUUACAGGUUACAAUCAUUUACCUUUUUUGUUUGACAUGUUUUAACCUUUGUUUUACACCAAACAGCUGUCUCAUUUUUACCCCUGCUUGACCCUACAGUGAAUUAUAACCGCAAGUGGGUACUAUAGGAUUUUUGACAUUACUCAAAUGACUGUUUCCAGUACAUUGAGCUUGUUCAUAUCAUCUGAGCAAUUUACAUGAGGCCUUACCUUUAAAUAACUGUAGUUCCCAAUUCACAUUACCUUUCCGUUUGUUGAUUUGAGGUUUUAUGUUGCCAGGUAGAAACUCAGCAUGCCAUUUGUUUGUAGCAUUUUUCCUGAGAAGAAACAGGGUGUGGGGGGGGGGGGGGGUGUUCAAUUCUGGGGUAUAUAGAGCUAUGCUAAGAGAACUCUGCAGCAGUGAUGGCCAUUUGAAGAGUAAGUAGUGGGGUUCCGAAAAAAAUUGCAUCACUCGUUCCCACAUGUUGCUACAACUGUUUAAAUAACGUACAUGUCAUUUUUUUUCAUUAACAUCCUGACAACUUACACUUAUAACUUUAAAGUCUGUUUCAAGUCUGUUUCAAGGCUCUUUUCAAAAUGUCCGCUCCAGUGCACUAAUAGUGUAAGGAUUAUUGCCCACUUUGUCAAACAGGUAACACAACAAUAAUGAUCCAUGAUGUGAUACAGAACAGAAAACCAGAGCACUUGUUUUAUGUUUUUUUUUUUUGUUUGCUCUUCCUGCAGUGAUUUAGAGGACAGAUCUCAAACCCCAAUGCACUAGAGCAGACAUUUUGACAAGAGCUUUGAAACAGACUUUAAAGUUAUAAUUGUAAAAGGUUGUCAGGAUGUUGACAGUGAAAAGUACAAUUACAGAUACGCUAUUUAAACAGGUAUAGCAACACGUAUAAUGCUGUAUUUUUCGGAGCCCCGCCACUUACUCUUUAAGGCCCAAGAAGGGUUUCAUUUUACUUUUUAAAACUUCAGUGAAGCUUUUAAUAAAAGGACUUGAACUACUGUGUUA